Rhinichthys klamathensis goyatoka is the source of this 1128-nucleotide messenger RNA. It is a transcript of the gene seraf, whose product is annotated as Schwann cell-specific EGF-like repeat autocrine factor. Gene Ontology annotation, molecular function: signaling receptor binding. The record is from RefSeq and is a predicted model, not a curated record. The coding region runs from base 183 to 821 and encodes 212 amino acids. The transcript has 5 exons. Gene Ontology annotation, biological process: anatomical structure development. Gene Ontology annotation, cellular component: cell surface; extracellular region. Lineage: Eukaryota; Metazoa; Chordata; Actinopteri; Cypriniformes; Leuciscidae.
CACACACUCUGAGCUAGUCUGUCUCUCAAUCCUGACUCACACAUUCCUCAGUUAGUACUUUUCCAGCUGUGGCUCCCUGCUGUACCAUGUCUGUCCUGUAGGUGAUUUACAGUGUAGUAUUCUGUUCGAACAGACGUUCACCAGCACUCUCAGUCUUUCUGGUUCCUUGUAAGAGUGUGGAUAUGAAAAUGGCAGUGCUUUGCUGUAUGUCCACGCAGCUCUUGCUGGUGGCACUUGCCUCUCUGGCUGGCAUCUGUCUGGGAGGGUCCGACGGGCCCCGUGGGGUGGCUCUUCCUUUUGUCUUUGACCCCAAAGCAACGUGCGACCCUACUUGCAAACAUGCCGGGAUUUGCAUCCGAAACAACACCUGCUUCUGCUCAAGAGGAUACGAGGGAGAAACCUGCCAAUAUGCAAACUGUUAUCCAAAGUGUAAAAAUGGUGGAGUGUGCCUUCGACCUGGAAAAUGCAGAUGCCCUUCAGGAUUUGGAGGAAAAUACUGUCACAAAGUGGUGUGUGAAAGUGGCUGCUGGAACGGUGGUGAAUGUAUUGCUGUGAAUGGAGAAGCAAAAUGCAUCUGUCCCUCCAGCUGGACCGGCUCCAGAUGCCAAGACGCGAUCUGUCCGCAGGGAUGCAGGAAUGGGGGCAGCUGUGUGGCUCCUGGAAUCUGCAGCUGUCCAGACGGAUGGAUAGGCGGAGCCUGCCACACAGCUGUGUGUAAAAAGCGGUGUAUGAACGGGGGGAAGUGUGUGUCUCCGAACACCUGUCGCUGUCGAGCUCCGUUCUCAGGCCCGCAGUGUGAAGAGAGGAAGAAGCUCUACUGAAGUCAGUCUGACGUCCGACCCCAUCGCUCCCUCAAAUUGGUGCUAAAGUUACUUGUUUGUUUGUUGAAGCCAAACUGAACAUAUGUGAAGUGUGAUGUUUUCAUUACGUUAACAUUGUACAUUAAUGACAUUGAGACUUUUGUAUUAAGUAGUGUGUUUACGAUAACUGUUGAAUUUCCUUUAGCGUACAGUGCAACUUAUUAAAUAAAGUUAAAAUCUAAAUUGUGUGUGUGCAACUUGUUUUAAGGUUUUAAAGAUCAGAAGUAUGAUUCAUUCCCGGUUUUGUUGUUGACGACUUGUUUUUAUU